AUGUCUUCUCCUGAUAGAAAGAGACAGCGCAUUGAUGACCACAGCUUAAGGACAUCUCACCCUGUUGCUGUAGAGAUCCGCUCUCGACGUGCAGCUUUUCUAGCCUCACUGGACCGUGGCGUCUCUCCUCCUGCUGGCCGUGAAUUGCCUCCACCAGCGACCACUGUAAUUGAGAAAGCACCACAGACAGAACGGAAGACAGAGACGCCGCCAAAACCCCCAAUAUCUCCUCUGAUAGGAAAGCUUAGGACACAGAGCGCUACCACCUCAAAAUGCAGUAUCAUCCAGUCUCCUUUCAAGCUGACUCAUAUACGCGAUCUGCCUGCAAAUGCCAAUAUUGAUACAAUUAGCGUCAGAGACAUUCUUGGAGAUGUUAUGCUGAAGGAGGUCUGGCUUUUCGAUUUUCUGUAUGAUGUUGACUGGGUCAUGCAGCAAUUCGAUCCUGACAUACAACAUAUUGUCUCCGUCGUUUUAGUACAUGGCUCCUGGCGGAGAGAGGACCCGAACAAGAUCCACAUCGAUGAAGCUUGCAAGCGCUAUUCGAAUGUCAAAGCUGUGACCGCUUAUAUGCCAGAACCAUUUGGUACCCACCACACUAAAGGUAUGGUUCUCUUUAGGCGCGACGACCUUGCCCAAGUCAUUGUACAUACUGCCAACAUGAUAGAGCAGGACUGGCGCAAUUUGUCGCAAGGGGUCUGGCUGAGUCCUUUGUUACCAAGGUUGGCAAGUCCUGUAUCGAAGGAGACUUCGGGCGUGCUUCCGGCCAUUGGUAGUGGGUCCAGGUUCAAACGAGAUUUUAUGGCAUAUCUUCAGCAUUAUCAACAUCGUACGGCGAGCCUUGUUUCACAGCUUGAGCAGUAUGAUUUCUCCGCCAUCAAAGCAGCUCUGGUGGCGCAUGUACCUGCAAAGUUUGACGGUAUAGAGACCGAGCCUUCAGUGCAGCUCUGGGGCUGGCCGGCUCUAAAGCGAACUCUUAAAAACAUUUCUCCGGAGAAACUUCCAGAACAACAUUCAAACAUCCAGAGUCCUCCGCACAUCGUAUGCCAGGUCUCCAGCAUUGCCAGUCUUCCCGAAAAGUGGAUCCGUGACACACUGUUUGCUGCGCUGGCAAAGACUUCAACUGCAGUGGACAUACCCACAAAGAACUCAAGAACUUUCAGUCAGGCUCGUCCAAGAUAUUCAAUCAUCUUCCCCACACCAAGCGAGAUCAGAACCUGCCUCGACGGCUACGCCGCCGGCGCAAGCAUCCAUUGCAAGCUGCAGAACACCCAACAGCGAAAACAGUUCGAAUUCAUGAAACCGCACCUAUGCCACUGGAACGCUGAGCAUAGCCGCUCAGCUGUCACUUCAACUGGCACCUCACCAUCCUCCAGGACGGGCAAAGCACUCCGCGGCCCAGCAGCACCCCACAUUAAAACCUUCAUCCGCUUCAGCGACAGCACAGCACAGAAGACGAUUGAUUGGGCGCUUCUGACAUCAGCGAACCUCUCGACCCAGGCGUGGGGCACGGCUGCGCAAAUAGGGAGCGGCGAAGUCAAGGUCUCGAGCUAUGAACUCGGUGUGCUGGUUUGGCCUGAUCUGUUCCUUGAUAGUGAUACCACCACUACCAGCGGCGAGGGGAAAGACAAGAGCAGGAGAAAGCGGAGGGCGACUAUGGUGCCCACGUUCGGCUCGAAUACGCCGAGUGAUGCGCAGAUUCGAGAUGUGGUGACAGCAUCUCCCACUCGGAGACUGGGAGGAAACAGGGAAGAGAGAACGGAGAAAGAUAGCGAUGAUGAAGAGGCAGCAGCAGAAGACGACGAGCUCGUGAUCGUCGCGCUGAGAAUGCCCUACGACCUCCCACUCACACCCUACAGCCCAGACGACGAAGUAUGGUCCGCCAAAUCCUCUCACACCGAACCGGACAGCUUCGGAGGGGUGUGGAAUGUUUGA
Messenger RNA from Endocarpon pusillum Z07020, 1932 nucleotides. RefSeq lists its product as uncharacterized. The record is from RefSeq and is a predicted model, not a curated record. The transcript has 3 exons. Gene Ontology annotation, biological process: double-strand break repair; single strand break repair. Gene Ontology annotation, cellular component: nucleus. NCBI's taxonomy places the organism in Eukaryota, Fungi, Ascomycota, Eurotiomycetes, Verrucariales, Verrucariaceae. Bases 1 to 1932 code for a protein of 643 amino acids. Gene Ontology annotation, molecular function: double-stranded DNA binding; single-stranded DNA binding; 3'-tyrosyl-DNA phosphodiesterase activity.